AUGCGUCUCGGUUGCCUCCUCCUCAUCGCAGCAACGGGUCUCUUGGCGAUCGGUGAUACCGCUGCUAUCUCGGAGUCAACGCUAGCAUACCCGGGCCACGAGCUCAUUGAAAAUAGGAAGCGCGCUCUCCGUAGUACACAGUAUGAGAAGGGCGGAGAGGAUGGCAGUGACGACCUCGAGUCCAGCAAGGAUGCUGCCGACUCGGACGACGAAGAAGAGAGAGACCUCAUCAUUUCGACGAUCAACCGACCCAAGUACUGGCGUUGGUUCCAUGCCGGAAUGACGCCCUACACGGUCAAGGAGGUGCUGGGGCUUACUGGAGUCAGGCGUCUCUGGAAGCCUAUCAAGAGGCGCGAGUACGAGGGCUAUGUCGUGUUCUACGAUGAACACUGCCGUAUGCCCAAAUACAAAAGCUUUUGCCGGGCACACGCGGGCGUGUAA
This is a messenger RNA of Phytophthora sojae, 441 nucleotides long. RefSeq names its product avirulence protein 1b (gene Avh1b-77). The transcript has a single exon. The record is from RefSeq and is a predicted model, not a curated record. Lineage: Eukaryota; Oomycota; Peronosporomycetes; Peronosporales; Peronosporaceae. Bases 1 to 441 code for a protein of 146 amino acids.